AAAUUUGGGAACUAAAAAAAAAAAAGAAAUUGCCGCAAUGACAAAGUAGUAAUAUUUUGAUAAUAAAAUAUAAAUAAAAAAGCCAAUGCACUGCUCAUCUGUGUUACGUUGCACCCAGAAGUUCUUUUUCUUUUUAUUAUUGCAAGUGUUAAAUUUCAUUGAAAUCCAGCUAUUGUAAAAAUGAAAUAUUGGCUUGGUAGUAACCAAUCCAAAUAUGUCUGCGCUGUAAUUGUGAAUUGCAUUUAAAAACAAUGAGCACAUCAUGUAACAUGUAUUCUUUUUUUCAAAUAAAAUUGCCGUAGUAUUUAUUUAUGAUGUGAAAGAGGAGUCCGCAUGACGGAUACCUAUUAAUGAUAUGAAUGAGUGGAUGCUAAAUAUUUUUUAAUGCUGAGCGCGACUUUUUUGAGAUUUUACAAUGAGGUUCCACAGAAGGUGUGGCGAUAGAGUCACAUUACUUAAUGAUAACUUAACAGCAGUAAGGAAUUUUGUGGAGUUCAACCAUGGCUUGAUUUUAAGUGCUGAGCCUCUCAAGGAUGAUGUUUUAUUUGAAAUUUGCAUUGAUAGGAAGGUAAAUGUGUGGAAUGGCAGCUUGGAGAUUGGUGCUACUACUCUGGAUCCAGAGUACAUGGAGCUUCCUGCAACAGCCACUAAGCUACGCAACACAGCAUGGAUAAUGUCAGGCAGUUCAAUUGUGAAAGAUGGUGUUACUCUGCUUAAUUCUUAUGGACCAGAACUUGAGACUCUCAGAGAGCGGGAUUAUGUUGGUGUUAUGAAAACAAGCAAGGGAGAAUUGAUGUUUUACAUCAAUGGCAGAUGUCUCGGUAUAGCGGCUACAGACUUGCCUUCAAAAGUAUUUGCAGUUAUAGACUUAUAUGGACAAUGUGUGCAAGUUUCAGUUGUCAAUACAAAUGGAAACCGAUCUGCAAUGGAUGGCAGCUUAGACCAGAUCGAGGAGGACCCCAAUAACGAUGACACACUUACAUCAAGCGAGAUGGAAGGUGCAGGCUUUUCAGCAGACAAUUAUCCAAAAGAUAUGCCUCACAAUGCUUAUUUGCCUAUGACGUCAGAAGGUGCUUGCGCGUUAGUUGCGCAGGAUCGUUUAAGAUUCCAUCCGAGAUGCGGGAUCCUCGUCAAGCUUUCUGCCAACAACAAGACGGCAGAAAGGGCGCGGCCUUUAGAUGAUUACAACAAUGGCGUUGUCAUGACCCACCGGCCCCUCUACGACAACGAACUGUUUGAAAUACGCAUCGACAGGCUCGUCGAUAAAUGGAGUGGCAGCAUUGAGAUGGGCGUGACAAGCCACAAUCCAGCUACAAUUCGGUAUCCCUCGACAAUGACCAACAUGGACUCUGGCACCAUAAUGAUGUCAGGAUGCAAGGUGCUUCUAAACGGCCACGGGACAUGCAUGGAGUAUGGGAACUUUAAUCUUGAUGAACUUAGGGAAGGCGACACCGUUGGAUUGAUGAGAAAAAGCAAUGGGAAAUUGCAUUACUUCAUCAAUGGAAUUGAUCAAGGUGUUGCAACUGACAAAGUUGACCAACAAGUUUGGGGUGUGGUAGAUCUAUACGGUAUGACUGUAAAGGUGUCCAUUGUAGACACUUCGGAGGAUAUCGACAGUAAUAUCCAAAAUAUACCACCACCAUUGGCAACGGUUGAGAGUCUGCCCGCCCCAAGCAGAUUUAGACCAAGAAUAGACGAAGAUAGCCUUUUAUUUCAUACGCUGCGUGAUUCGAAUGUUAUUAUUAUUAAUGAUGGUAAGACUGCUCAUAGGCCUAAUGCUUUCGAAUACUUCAACAAUGGUGUAGUGAUGACUAACCGCACUCUAAGGACCAAUGAAUUGUUCCAAGUGAGGUUGGACCUCGUUAUACCUAAGUGGGCCGGAAGCAUUGAAAUUGGGGUCACGCAGCAAUCAGCAAACGAAAUACAAUUACCAUACAGAAUGAGCAACGCAAAAUCCGGAACUUGGGCGGUCACUGGAGAAGACGUUAUACGUGAUGGAACUAUCAUCAUUCCACAAUACGUACGAAACCUCAAUAGAUUAGUGGAAGGAGAUACUGUGGGUGUCAUUCGCAAAGAUUUGGGAAUAUUGCAUUUUUAUGUGAACGGAGUUGAUCAGGGCCCGGCGGCAUUUAACAUUCCUGAACACGUGUUUGGGAUAAUAGAUUUGUACGGCCGAGUGGCGCAAGCGACUAUCGUGGACAACUAUUUGCCACCACCAAUGUAUUCGCCAGACUCACCGGUGUCUAUAGAGUCUAACACCACUGUGUACCCUGAGAUGUGCUUCCACCGUGUGCACGGACGUAAUGCGCGUCUCAAUCGCACGCGGCUGACGGCCUCGCGCGCCACCGUCUACUCGGAGUUCAACGACGCGGUGCUGUUCAGUUCGCGGCCGCUGCGCGAGUGCGACAUGUUCGAGCUCAGGAUCGACAAGAUGGUCGACUGCUGGAUCGGAAGCCUGGAAAUUGGUGUGACAGCAAUAAGACCUGAUGAUUUGGAAGCGAGCGGCGGCGUGGCGGCGGUGGCGGGCACGGCGACCGACCUCAACUGGGACACGUACAUACUGAGCGGCGCCGCCAUGAUGAAGGACGGGGAGUGCGUGCGCAGCGGAUAUCCACUUGAUCUGGACACGCUCACUGUGGGAAGCCGAGUUGGUAUGAUGUGGCACGCGGACCGCAGCCUCCACUACUACUUGGACGGCAUGGACAUGGGCAAGGCGUGGUACGUGCCGCAUCUCAACAUAUACGCCGUUGUUGACCUCUACGGACAAUGCACGCAGGUUACCAUACUCCAAAACGAAGAAAGAGCGUUUAAUUACAACGGAUGUCCGAACGCAGAGAGUGCGUUGUUGUCCAAUUCAAGAGUCUCAUCACCUCCCAUGCCUUACUGGAGUUUCUCUGAGUACUGCGGCGACAACAUAGUCCUGAUGCACGACUACGUGAUAGCGCGCCGAAUCACGUCCGACCCCACUGCGGCGCUCGUGUUCAGCUCCGCGCACCUCGCCGUCGGAGAGAUGUUUGAGAUCAAGAUAAUCGAAUGUAGGCACGGGUACGCGGGCAGCUUCCGCAUGGGCGUGACUGACGUGAACAUACUGAACGCGCACGUCAACCGCUGCCUACCGCCCGCCAUAUACCAUUUGCCGCAUUUCACCGCUUAUAUUGAUGGCCGGUACAUGAAGUAUUCGAAGCCGGGCCUGCCUAAGGAGCAAGAGGUGCAGUCGUUUAUCCCUUCUUUCGAGUGGCUUCGGCCCGGCGAUCGUAUUGGCUUGAAAAAAACCAGCGACGCACGAGUCCUCGUCUAUUACAACAACGAACAGCUCGACAUUGCUUUCGAAAGAGUGCCUGAUAAAGUAUUUGCUGUUAUGGAAAUAUUUGGCAGUAUUACGAAGAUCUUCGCCAUGCCGCUCGGCACGGGCCCGAUAAACACCAAUCAUGGAGGCACAAUACCGAACAACAUCGUGGACUACUACUACAGCACGAACAACGUGUACAAUACAAACAAUCCGAAUCCUACCAACGCGAGCAACAACGCACCGACGCCCAGCAGUAACGGUGAAACUCAGCCGAAGCGACCGACACAGAUCGCGACCAAUGGCGGCAAUAUCGGGAUACCGUGUGAGCCGACUACGAGUGGUGUGACUGGUAUGUCACAAGCGAGACAGUAUGAUGAGCCCUCCGCUCCUCUCGCUUCGCCCCCUGAUGCUUCUACACCGGACUGUAAGGAAGAUGAGAAGGUCCUCGUGACUAGUUCUGAUACAGUCAAUACUACUGAGCUUAUGAGCGGCUCGACGACUUCGGUAGUGACGGCGACGCGCCGGCGCAGACCGCCGCUGCCCUACACAUUCCAUUACGUACACGGAAAGAAUAUCAAGCUCUGUAGUUCGGAAACUGUAGCGAUGCGUACAACAGGGUAUAAAGAUGGAGUGGCAAUAAUAAGUCAACCGCUGAGAAGGGGACACAGUUUUAGGUUUCGCGUGGACAAGAUAAUGAGUGAGUGGCUGGGCAGCGUGGGCAUCGGCGCGGUGGGGCAUCUAGUCAACGAAGCGCUGCCCUCCACCGCCAUGAACCUCGAGCCGCCCGCCUGGGUCAUCACCAGUGACAUUAUAUACGACAACGGGGAAUAUACAAAAAGCAAAAAAGGUGCUGCCCUUGAGAAUCUCUGCGAGCAGUCGGUGCUGACGAUUCAUUUUCGACUGAACAGUGAUAUUGUGAUCGAUAUCGACAACGAGUCGCUCGGGGUUAUCGGGAAUGCAUCGCGCAACGCCUGCCACAUCUUCCCAGUGAUAGAUCUAUACGGGAAAAUUUGUCAGGUUUCAGUUCUUCUUCAUCCACAUGUAGUAGUCAGCGGCACUUCAAUAGACUUGCCCAUAAUAGACGAGAAUCAAAGGGAAGAGUCGCUUGCUGAGAUCGAUGUCUUCGAAACGGAUAGCAUCCGAGCUAUAUCGGAUGACGUCACUAUCGGCAGUGAUGUACGGCCCAAACGUAAACUGAAGACCUUUAGCCAUGACAAUCUUAUCGAUGACGAUUUGGAUCCAAUUGUCGCCCAGCCCGGUCCUAGUACGUACCGGGAACAACUGCCACUACCUCUUCCACAAUCCAGUCUUCCUGAUGAGUUUAACGAAACAAACAAAGACGAAAUCAAUCACGUAUCAUUGCGAUCAAACCAGCUUUCCCUGCACCAGAGCCUAAUAGUACAGGACAGCAACCGCGCCACUAGCAGUACCGAUAAUUGUAACCGUUGCAUACAAAAGAGCCACUCCUCACAUAGCUUUGGUCAUGUUAACGAAGAUUGUGAUAAUAAAGGUACAAUACGCCAUACAUACAGUGCCAAUUCGCGGAUUGCUGAUGACUCUGAUUCUAUGGACGCGGAUCAGUUUUGCGAUACAAAUAUCCGACAUAAUGAUCGUUAUCCUGAAGCGAACGACGUGGAUAACUUGGACAAUGAAAUUAUGGAUGCUUUGACGUUGGAGACUGGUAAUCUGCCGGAUUUAACUGAAGAGCAAUCUUCGUCUUUGGACGAGUCAACGCGUCGCGAUGAAAUAUGGUCCGAGCCGCUAUCAACCGAAAACCUAAAUUACCUGAAUCGUAUUCUAUGUUUUGAUCAGGAAGGUGUGGACGGACAGAGCUUAGAGUCUGAGUGGGAGGCUUCUGGCGAAGGAUGUGAACAUUUGCAUUUGGUUUUAAAAUAUUGGAAUUUCUUAGUUUGUCCUUAUCCGGAGCUUCGAAAAGCAGUAUCUUGGGGUCAAGUUCGGUGCUAUUGUAAUAAUUGCCAGCCUGAAUGUCAGUCACCAUUAGCAGGUUGGGUUCGCAUCGAGCGUAUAGACGGCGUGGGCGCGGCGCAGCGUGCAUUUUGGCACGUGUCGCGCUGCACGCUGGGGUUCGCGCAGGCGGCGCACGCGACGCUGGCCGCGCGCCCUGCCGAAGAGCCCGCCGCGCCGCGCCGCCCGCGUACGCUCGCGCCCGCGCCUUGCACAUCGCCAUCCUUCUCUGACAUAUGGUUCGACGAAGAAAGCAAGCCACAUCACACAGUAUUGGCUAUUGAAAUCGAUGUAGAAGGUUCUGCCGCAGAAAACGAUCGUCUUUUAGCAUUUCUCAUAUACUUGAAACCACAUUCCUACUUAGAAGAGAAUCCGCCAAGUCUAGAAGAUUAAGCGUACGUGUCUUACAAGUCGGACAAUGAGUAUAGUUGAUAGAGUUUUAUUAUUGUAUAAGGGGCACAAAAAGGUUGUCAUAAAGUAUUAAAGAUAUAUUGUAAUUAUGACGGUCGAGGUGACUGGUCGCCGUCGGCGUUAGUACGUUGUGAUUGUUUCGUUCGCUUCUACUCGUAUUUGUGUUCAGGUUCAAAUUUACAAAAUUGUUUGUUAGUGGAGACAUUGUGCUGCUAUUAUUGCACUAUUUAAAGAUUCAAAUAAUAUAGUGUGUAUUCAUUCAGUUUAUAUUUUAGAAAUGUAAACAAAUGUCUAUGUUUUGCAUAUGUAAUAUGUAUAUUUGAUGUUUGAAUCGGUGAGUUAUUUUGUAGACAUGUAGAUUUUAGAAAAUAUUUGAAAAUUGGGUAGAUAUUUGUGUACAUUUCUCGAAAUACUACGUAAUUUUAAUGCUUGUUAUCCAAGAAAUAAGCUUCCAAGUAAUAUUUAAGUAAUUUCUAGCUUCUAUUUCAUAGUGCACCUACAUCAGACAUUUUUAUAAAUAUGCAAGUAAUUUUUAUGAAUUAUAGAUACAUUUGACACGUAGUGAUUUGUAGCGAAAUACUAUUUGACACAGCCGUCGAUACUCACCGUUGUGGCAGUGCAUUGUCUCUUAAAUCUGUCAGACUUUAUUUAUAUGUGAUAAUGUGAUAAUUGCUCGAGUAACUACUCGGGCGGAGCCGCAAGCGUAAGCUAUUAAGCUAUUAGAGCGUAAGCUAAAAGACAGUUGUCUUUUCCCGGGAUAGAAGUCCGGCCGAGUCGAGGUUUUUUCUGGGACAAAAUAUAACUUAUGUGACUAUCGAAAUCGAAUUGUAUUCCUAAUUUGAAAAUAUUUUUGAUGUGUAGAAACUAGGACCCUAAACAUUUCCAGUAUGAAUUGGAACCUAUGUUAUUAUACAGUCAGUGAAAGCAUGGAAAUUUGACCAGUCGUUUUUGAGAAUAGACAGAACAAACCCAUAUUUUACAAAUUUAUUUUAACUAUAACAAGGUUAUGUGCAAAUAAUUAAUUAUUGUUGUUGCAAUUUCGAUAUUACUGGUACUUUAAUAUUUUCAUGUGUAAUAUUACACAUUUUUUUUUGGUUUAUUAAAUCUUAAUCAUGGCCAAUAUAACGUACAGAUGUACAGGGCGUAAGACGAAUAGAAAGUUUAGAAUAGAUCACAAUGUCAGCACACAAUAAGUUUGCAGAUAAACUUGGCCAAUACCUUGAGCAAGGUAUGUCCCAUCAAAGGCACUAUGUAGAGUAGGCUGACCCUUGAGUUUAUAAAGCUUAUUUAUACUGGAAUAUUCCAUUAUAUUUUAGCAUAGUUAACACUUUUAUUGACAAGCCGUAUUCUAAAAAAUUGUCUAUCCAUUCAUCGAAUAUGUCUUAUAAAAUAAUUUGUGCAAUUCCGUACCAUAUUUCAAUGUUAUUCAAAACACAUAGAUGUGCCAUUAGGAAUUUGAACUCUAAAUUAUCAUACUUGGAACAAUUACAUUCCCUACGCGUAAACGAUAAACUCAUGUUUGUAUUUUCGUUCGUACUGGUUUAAAUUUGACAUGUCUUUCACGUUUUACAUUGAUAUGGCAGAUCUAUACUUUUUGGAAUAUUAUUGAAACUUAAAUUUCAUAUUAUAUCCUUCGUAGUGCAGCUGCCUUGGUAGAAUUGGCUGAUUUAACGAUAAGAAAUUAUGUUCUUGACUAGUAAAUUAGUUCAAGUGAUUAGGUUUUUUUUUAUUGAGAUUUUCGUCCACACUGCUAUUUUAGUAUUGUCGCCUGAUGUAUAAUUUUAUUUAGAUAAGGUCUUGUGCACACGGUGCGAUAUGCUUUCACCGAUUUAAUUCUGUCUUUAGUUUGAGAUCUGCAUGGAAACAUGACUAUUUAUUACAUCGUAUGUAUCCAUUUAUCUUAAAUAAGUUGAAAUUGCACUUAGAAAUCGGAUUUAUAGUAAAGAUGUUUUAAAAUAGCUGUUGAAGAUAUAUGCAAGGAAAAUAUGUAUAGAAAUAGUUAUAAUGUUUUAAGUGCAUGUUCUUUGUGAGCCAUAAUCUUACGUCCGUAUUCGCUAACAAUACUUAUCAGUGAUGUAUGUUGGAUACAUACCUAAUUUAUUAAUUAUUAUUUAACUAGAUUUUGGUCGCGGUUUUGCGAACUUUCAAGUUUGUUUUUGACACAAAGUAACACUCCGAGAUAAUUGAAAGAAUUUAAAUAAUAUAUAUCUUGUUCUGGAAAUUACUUCGUAAAUCUAAAUCCGCAUAUUUACCUCUUUAUAUGGUAUUGAAUAUAGUCGGUUAUUGUUAAAAUUCUAUUAUCAAAUAUUAUUAAAAAAAAAUAGAUUAAAUUAGAGUCUGCAACGGUUAUUUUUACGGGAUUGGAUCGAAGAUUAAUAUUUGGAUGAUUUAUCGAAAUAAAUCGAAUUUAACAGCUCCUUACGUCAUCUGCGGUUUUAGCCAUUAUUAUAAAACUUGUGGAUACGGGCGUCAGGAUUAUUUGUUAUUUAUACUUGGCAAUUUUAGAUUCAAUAUCGGAUACAAACUUCUGUAGAGUAUAAUAUGAGCUAAUAUAUGUUCAUGAGUAUUUUAAAACAAUGUUUUCACCAAAACAUCGAUAGUUUGGUAUUCUAGUCUUGAAUUAUGUACGCUUACAUUUAAGAUUAUAUUUAUGUGAUUAUUAGGUUAUUUAGAGUUGUAUUAACUUAGUAAUCCUGAGGAGUAUUUAUAUUUGUGGCACACAAGGAUUUCUUUCUGCCUCGUUGUCUUGAUAUGAUUACAAUUAUUAAAAAGUAUAUAAGAACAUCGAUAUAAAAUUUUGUUUGAUACAGUAAGUAUUUUAAGAUUGUUUUGUGGUAAUUUGCUUGAUAAUUGGUUAUUGACGAUGUGUGCUAAUUUGGUUGCUGUAUGUCGGACAGUUUACUGCGUAAAAUUCAUCCAUUAUAGUGUCUAUUAAAACGAGUAAUUCAUGAAUUUAUUGUACUCCCAUUAAGAUAAUUCAUUCCCGUCAUAGGCAUCAUAGAUAUUGAGAAUUUAAAUAUUCACUUUGUAUUAUGAAGAUAGUUUUUCUCUAAAGUUCAUAAAUCUAGAAACUAUUCAUGCCAAACAAAUGCUUUACCACUUUAUUAUAUUUACGGCCGUACUUUGACCUCGAAUACUUGUGUUAUUUGGUUAUACUAUUUAUACUUGUAUGCAUUGUGUAGUUACAAAAAUUGUAGCAUGUUUAUUCUAUAUUAUGAUUUAACAAAACUGAUGAAAUAAACUCGGAAGUAAUAAAAACUUUUUAACCCUA
This is a messenger RNA of Manduca sexta (tobacco hornworm), 8936 nucleotides long. It is a transcript of the gene Neurl4, whose product is annotated as neuralized-like protein 4. The transcript has 31 exons. NCBI's taxonomy places the organism in Eukaryota, Metazoa, Arthropoda, Insecta, Lepidoptera, Sphingidae. The record is from RefSeq and is a predicted model, not a curated record. The coding region runs from base 416 to 5647 and encodes 1743 amino acids.